Condylostylus longicornis is the source of this 3419-nucleotide messenger RNA. Its product is annotated as probable serine/threonine-protein kinase DDB_G0286481. Gene Ontology annotation, biological process: protein phosphorylation; signal transduction; negative regulation of canonical Wnt signaling pathway. The record is from RefSeq and is a predicted model, not a curated record. Gene Ontology annotation, molecular function: ATP binding; protein serine/threonine kinase activity. Gene Ontology annotation, cellular component: axon; cytoplasm; cytosol. Lineage: Eukaryota; Metazoa; Arthropoda; Insecta; Diptera; Dolichopodidae. The coding region runs from base 103 to 3102 and encodes 999 amino acids. The transcript has 10 exons.
AAAAAAAAAAAAUUAAUAUUAAAUUUAAAAUCUUAAGAAAACUUAUCUGAAUUUUUACGAACAUAAAAAUAAUUUUAUAACAAGGAAUAUUUUAAACCGAUUAUGAAAAGUCAACCAGGCGGAUCUGAAACGCUGAUUGAUUCUCCAUAUAAUAAUGUGGAUGAAUCAACAUUAUCAGUAAAAAAAUCUAAUAAAAAUUUUUUGGGUAAAUUACCUUCAUCUAAAAUAACAACAGCAACAACAGCUGCAGCUGUAACAACAUUACCAUCAUCACGUUUACUUGGUGGUAAAUUUUUAGUUACACGUGUACUCGAAGAUUCAUUUCCAAUUUCACCAUCAUCUAAUUCAUUACCAUCAUUUGAUAUUGAUGACACUAAACAUGGAUUAAGUAACAGUUUUGAUGAAAAAAAUGAAAGUUUAAAAUUAAAAAAUAAAUUAUUAUUGCCAAAUGAUGCUUUUAUGAUACGUCAUAAUAAUAGUCAAAGAAAUUUUGGUCAUUUAUUAGAAAAACCACCAUAUAAACUUUUAUCACAAGAUAGUGGUAUCGAAAGUGUUGAUGGCCAUAAUGAUGAUUUUCAAAGAAGUGGUAUUAUUGUCGAAGAAAUUAUUAAGCAUAAAAAGCGUAUUCAUAUUAAUUCAACAUCAAAUGGAACAAAUUCAAAUUCAUCGACACCGCCAUCAUCAUCCUCCUUGAAUAAUUCCAAUGAAUAUAUUACAUUAAAAGAGAUUAAAUCUUCAUCAUUAUCUGAUGAAGAAAACAUAGAAAAUCAAAAUUCGAAUGAUAAUAAUAAUAAAAAAUCUGAAAAAAUUAAAAUUGAAAUUGAUAAUUUUGAAACAGAUUGUAAUAUUAUAAAAGAAAUUAAUGAAGCAACUACAAGUACAGAAACAUCAGCAACAACUACAACCACAUCAUCAUUAACUUCAUCAGAUAAAUCAAAUGAAUCAACAACAACAAAUGCACCGGAAAAUAUUGAAAAUUCAACUAAUUUAAAUGAUUUUCCAAUAUUAUUUACAACGAAUUCAUUAAUGGAUGAUGUUACCAUUGAUCCAAAAUUAAUAAAUCGCAAAGAUGGUCUUGAAGAUUCAAUGUAUUAUUUAGAUGAAUUUGGAAGUCCACAAUUAAAAGAGAAAUAUUUUUUAAAGCAAAAAAUUAAAGAGGCAAAAAUUCUAAGGAAGAAAGCCAAAGAAUUAGAAAAGGCUGAAAGAAAAAUUCUAAAAGAACAAAAAAAAUUAAAUAGGAAAAAAAGUUUAUCAAAACCAUCCCCACCAUUAAAAGUCAAUGAGGAAUGUGAAAAAGAUGCUGAACUCAAUGAAAAUCAAUUACAAAAUGAAGAGAAAAAAAAAUCUGAAAUAAGUGAUUGUGAUAAAAUUAAUGAUAAAAGUGAUAAAACUAACUGUGAUAAUCAAAAUUCUACUAAUAAUAAAAUAAAUACUAGUAAUAAAGAAGAUAAUAGUGUAGUAAUAAGUAAUAAUAAUGUUAAGGAAAAUCAACAAACAGAUUUAAUUUUUGAAGAAUCGAAUGGAAUAAUAGCUAACAGGACAACAAGUUGCGUUAGUUGGACAAAAAUAUGCAAUAAAUUCAAAAAUAUUUUAAGCAAAGAUGGAUCAAAAAUAACUACUGUUGUUGCAACACCUGGGCAAGGUGCGGAUCGUGUUCAAGAAGUAUCUUAUACAGACACAAAAGUAAUUGGAAAUGGAAGUUUUGGUGUUGUGUUCCAAGCGAAAUUAUGCGACACUGGUGAAUUGGUUGCCAUUAAAAAAGUUCUACAAGAUAGACGAUUUAAGAAUCGCGAACUUCAAAUAAUGAGAAAAUUGGAACAUUGUAAUAUUGUUAAACUAUUAUAUUUUUUUUAUUCGAGUGGUGAGAAGCAAGCCGACUUUCCAAUUGAUUUAGGAAUAUUUGCACCGAUAUUAAAGCCACAGAGAGACGAAGUGUUUUUGAAUUUAGUACUCGAAUAUAUACCAGAAACCGUAUACAAAGUUGCGCGUCAGUAUGCCAAAACUAAGCAAACAAUACCAAUAAAUUUUAUCAGGCUCUAUAUGUAUCAAUUAUUCAGAAGCUUGGCAUACAUACAUUCAUUGGGUAUUUGUCAUCGCGAUAUCAAACCACAAAAUUUGUUACUGGAUCCUGAAACGGCUGUGCUUAAAUUAUGCGAUUUUGGUAGCGCUAAACAAUUAUUGCAUGGCGAACCGAAUGUUUCUUACAUAUGCUCUAGAUAUUAUCGUGCACCAGAAUUAAUAUUUGGUGCAAUUAACUAUACUACUAAAAUCGAUGUUUGGAGCGCUGGAUGUGUAUUAGCAGAGCUAUUACUUGGUCAGCCAAUAUUUCCUGGUGAUUCUGGUGUCGAUCAAUUGGUUGAAGUUAUUAAAGUUUUGGGUACACCAACAAGAGAACAAAUACGAGAAAUGAACCCGAAUUAUACUGAAUUUAAAUUUCCACAGAUAAAAAGUCAUCCAUGGCAAAAGGUGUUUCGUAUUAGAACUCCUCCAGAAGCUAUUAAUUUGGUGUCAAGGUUAUUGGAAUAUACACCAAGCGCUAGAAUUACGCCUUUGCAAGCUUGUGCUCAUCCAUUCUUUAGUGAAUUACGUGAUGGUAAUCAGACAUUACCAAAUGGUCGUGAUCUACCACCACUAUUUAAUUUUACAGAGCAUGAAUUAUCAAUACAACCCACAUUAAUACCGCAAUUAUUACCAAGAUCACAACAAAAUGAUGUGUCAAGAGGAGCAUCCGUUUCAGCUUCUGGCUCAAAUGUAUCUAGUGGUCCAGCAACACCAGGUCAAGUUGCUUCAGGUACAGGCAAUGCAUCAAAUGUAGUAUCAACUGGAAAUUCUACACCAGGUGGAAGUGGUGGUGGAGCAACAGGUUCAUCAACAAAUAUUAGCGGUACCGGUGGUGGUGGAAAUUCAUCAUCUGGUGGUGGUGUCGGUGGUAAUAAUGCAUCAAAUAUUUCAUCAUCUGCAACACAAGAACAUGCAAAUAAUUCUAAUCAAAGUAGUUCGGGUGGCGGCGGUAAUAAUAGUACCACUAAUGUCGGUAAUAGUAGUGGAGGAUCUCAACAAAUAUCAUCAUCACAACAACAAACAGCGACGACAAUGGGUUAGCUAGCUUAUUUUAGGGCUAAAUUCAAAAAUAUUAAUUAUAUUAAAUUAAUUAUGAUUAUUAUUAUUAUUAAUAUUAUUAUUAAAAUUAUUAUUAUUAAUAAACUAAUAAUACUAAAACAGAAAUCAAAACAAAAAAAAUUUCAAAAAAAAAAAAAUACUUAUUAUUAUAUAAAUAAAUAAAAAUGAAAAAAAAAAACCAUAAUAAGAACAAAACGUUAAAAAUAGAUAAAUACGUUUGUGUAUAAUCUAUAUGCACACACACAUAAUAUGUAUAUAUGCAUAUAUUAUAAUAAACGUUUAAAAAUUAUGUAUAAAUA